AUGGUAGACACAACCAGUGCAAGAGCCGCUGACGGAGUGAUGAGCGGAGCAGACGAGGAGAAUGGCUCGAAAAAGAUGGCCAAGGGUGGCAAGGCGCCGUUCCAUGACCUUUUCAGGAACGCGGACGCCAUGGACGUGGUGCUGAUGCUGGUUGGCACACUCGGCGCACUUGCGAGCGGCAUGUCACAGGUGAUCAUGGCCAUCAUCUUCGGGCAGGUGGUCGAUGCCUUUGGGGGCGCAACCCCCGGCACCAUCCUUCCCCGAGUAAACAAGGUGGUUCUAGAGUUUGUCUACUUAGCCUUUGGAGCAUUGCCAGUUUGUUUUCUCCAGAUAUCAUGUUGGACAGUGACUGGGGAGAGGCAGGCAGCUCGCAUUCGAUCUUUGUACCUCAAGUCGAUUCUGAGACAAGACAUGGCGUUCUUUAACACAGAAAUGAAAAGUGGACAAGUAGUCUCUGGUAUAUCUGCUGACACAAUUCUAAUUCAGGAUGCUACUGGCGAGAAGGUCGGGAAGUUUCUACAGCUUCUUACCACUUUCCUUGGUAGUUUCGUGUUGGCGUUCAUCAAAGGCUGGCUCCUAACUCUUGUAAUGCUUUCUACUAUACUACCAUUAAUCGUGGCAGCUGGACUCAUCUCAAAGACGCUGUCCCAAAUAUCUACCAUGGGCCUAGCAUCAUACAGAGAUGCAGGGGAUAUCGUUGAACAGACACUUGGAUCCAUAAGGACGGUUGUUUCAUUCAAUAGCGAAAAUAAAGCUAUGGCCCUAUACAACAAUCUCAUAAACAACGCAUACAAGGGUAUGGUAAAAGAAGGGACUGUCCAAGGCUUUGGCAUGGGUUUCAUUUCCCUCAUCAAUUUCUCCAGUUUUGGCCUAAUUGUAUGGUAUGGCAGUAAGUUAACCCUCAGCAGAGGAUAUAGUGGAGCAGAUAUCAUGAUUAUAUUGCUAUCUGUCUUCAUAGGUGCAAGGUCAUUGGGUGAUGCAACCCCCUGCAUUGUUGCCUUUGAGGAAGGAAGAGGUGCAGCUUACAGAUUGUUUAAAACAAUCAACAGGAAACCAGAGAUUGAUUAUAAUGAUAGUACUGGUGCUGUGUUAGAAGACCUCAAGGGUGAUAUAGAGCUGAGGGGUGUGUUUUUCAGUUAUCCAAGCAGGCCAGAGCAACUAAUAUUCAGUGGAUUUUCAAUGCAUGUAUCAAGUGGCACAACUAUGGCCAUAGUUGGGGAGAGUGGGAGUGGCAAAUCAACUGUGAUAAAUCUGGUUGAGCGAUUUUAUGAUCCACAGGCUGGCGAAGUGCUGAUCGAUGGAAUGAAUAUCAAGAGUUUUAAGCUAGACUGGAUUAGAGGGAAGAUUGGCCUUGUUAGCCAGGAGCCACUGCUCUUCAUGACAUCCAUCAAGGAGAAUAUAACCUACGGAAAAGAGGAUGCACCACUGGAAGAGAUUAAAAGAGCAGCUGAGCUUGCCAAUGCGGCAGGAUUCAUUGAAAAUUUGCCUAAUGGUUAUGAAACAACAGUUGGCCAACGUGGUGCUCAGCUCUCAGGGGGACAGAAGCAAAGGAUUGCGGUCGCGAGAGCCAUCCUUAAAAAUCCAAAAAUUCUUUUGCUCGACGAAGCAACCAGUGCAUUGGAUUUGGAGUCUGAGAGGAUAGUCCAAGAAGCACUAAACAAAAUCAUGACUGGGCGAACCACGGUUGUUGUGGCACACCGUUUAAGCACUGUUAGAAAUGCCCACUGCAUCUCAGUUGUUUCUGAAGGAAAAAUAGUCGAGCAAGGACAUCAUGAUAAAUUGGUAACGGAUCCUGCUGGGGCAUACUCUCAGCUUAUUCAGCUACAAGAGGCACACCAGGAAACUAGCUACCAAUUGAAUGCUGGAUCAGGUCCAUUAUCGAAAAGAAGUCAAUCACUCAGGCGAUCAAUUAGUAGAAGUUCAGCUGGGAGCAACCAUCAUUCUUCAAUCCUCACUGUCAGCUUGCCUGGCCCCACUGCAGUACUGCAAUAUGAUGGCGCUGAUGGUGAGACGCAAAACAAGAAUACUGAUGGCAAGGUAUCCAAGAAGGGCUCAAUUGGCCGCCUAAUUAACCUAGCCAAACCAGAAACAACAGUUCUUCUAUUUGGUUCUCUCGCAGCAGCAAUUGACGGAACUGUUUAUCCAAUGAUGGGUUUGGUAUUUGGUAGUGCUGCAAAAACAUUCUAUGAAUUACCAGCAGAGAAGCGAAAGAAAGACUCUGUAUUUUGGGGAUUACUAUGUGUUGGGCUGGGUGUGAUCGGUAUGAUAUCCAAGCUAGCAAAUAGUUGCCUAUUUGCAAUAGCUGGUGGGAAACUCACAAAACACAUUCGUGCUUUGACAUUUCAAACCAUAGUGUACCAAGAGGCUGCUUGGUUUGAUCAUCCUGCAAAUUCCAGUGGAGCGCUUGGUGGAAGGCUAUGUAUUGAUGCUCUUAAUGUGAGACGUCUUGUAGGGGAUAACAUAGCCUUAAUGGUUCACUGUACUGCAACACUUCUUUGUGGAAUAAUAAUAGCAAUGAGUGCAGACUGGAAGCUUUCAUUGGUCAUCUUAGUUGUGAUUCCUUUAAUGGGUCUCCAGGGCUAUGCUCAAGUGAAGUUCUUAGAGGGAUUUAGUCAAGAUGCUAAGGCCAUGUAUGAAGAAGCAAGUCAAAUUGCAACUGAAGCAGUUGGUAGCAUCAGAACAGUAUCAUCAUUUUGUGCCGAGAAGAGAGUAAUGAAAAAAUACAUUCAGAAAUAUCAAGGUUCUAAGAAUCAGGGAAUUCGAACCGGAAUAGUGGGAGGCCUUGGUUUUGGCUUCUCAAAUAUGAUGUUAUAUCUCACCGCUGCUCUUUGCUACUAUGUUGGUGCAAAGUUUGUUAGUCAGGGCGAUUCCACUUUUGGCGAUGUUUUCAAGGCCCUAUUUGCUUUAGUUUUGACCGUAGUUGGAGCAGCACAAACUAGUGCUAUGGCUUCUGAUUCAACCAAGGCAAAAGAUUCCGCAACUUCCAUAUUCACAAUCUUAGAUAGAAAAUCUCAAAUCGAUUCCAGCAGCGAAGAAGGUUCAACCAUGGAGCAUGUCAAUGGUGACAUUGAUUUUAUGCAUAUAAGCUUCAUAUACCCAUCCCGUCCAGAUAUUCAAAUAUUGAGUGACUUUAACUUGAGCAUUCCCUCUAGAAAGACUGUUGCGCUUGUUGGUCAAAGUGGCAGCGGCAAAUCUACUGUAAUUUCUUUACUAGAGCGUUUCUACGAUCCUGAUUCUGGUGUAAUCUUACUCGACGGAGUGGAAAUCAAAACUCUAAAGCUUAGUUGGUUGAGGGAUCAGAUGGGACUGGUAAGCCAAGAACCGGCACUUUUCAACGACACAAUACGUGCCAACAUAGCAUACGGAAAGCAUGACGAGGCAACCGAGGAAGAGAUUGUCGCGGCUGCUAAAGCAGCCAAUGCACAUGAAUUCAUAUCAAGCAUGCCACAGGGGUACAACACGACAGUUGGAGAGAGAGGAACCCAGCUAUCAGGCGGGCAGAAACAGUGCGUAGCUAUUGCAAGGGCUAUCCUCAAGGACCCAAGGAUACUGCUCCUCGACGAGGCGACGAGCGCGCUGGAUGUCGAGUCAGAGCGCAUCGUUCAGGACGCAUUGGACCGCAUGAGGGUUGGCAGGACAACCGUUAUCGUGGCACACCGUCUCUCGACGAUCCAAGGGGCCGAUAUAAUUGCAGUUCUGAAGGAUGGCACGAUUGUGGAGCAAGGAAGGCAUGACGCGCUGAUGGGCAUCGCCGGUGGAGCCUACGCUUCGCUCAUAGAACUCCACCCCAAGGCAACAUAAUGCAGAUGUUUCGGCAACAGAGUCAAUUUGAACUAGUACAAUGUACAGUUGGCUGCUUAGACAAUAGAGAUACGUUACUAAUGGAGGUAUAGAGUAUAGACGCCUUGAUGGAUAUACAAGAAAAUGUUCCAUGCGUGAUUUAUUGUAAAAAAGCGUAGCAGAGAGUGUAUCUGAACUUGAGCUGGAUUGCCAGCAACUUUGCAUACAGCCUGUAGGCACAUUGUUACUAUCAAAAUAAGUCCAUACAUCAUCGAAAUCCUUGGAAUAAUUUGUUUG
Messenger RNA from Lolium perenne, 4077 nucleotides. Its product is annotated as ABC transporter B family member 9. The record is from RefSeq and is a predicted model, not a curated record. Gene Ontology annotation, biological process: transmembrane transport. NCBI's taxonomy places the organism in Eukaryota, Viridiplantae, Streptophyta, Magnoliopsida, Poales, Poaceae. Gene Ontology annotation, molecular function: ATP hydrolysis activity; ATP binding; ABC-type transporter activity. Gene Ontology annotation, cellular component: plasma membrane.